Molecule: messenger RNA, 5774 nt
Organism: Micropterus salmoides (largemouth bass)
Lineage: Eukaryota; Metazoa; Chordata; Actinopteri; Centrarchiformes; Centrarchidae
Gene: ccdc146
Product: coiled-coil domain containing 146
Exons: 23
Coding region: 134-3025 (963 amino acids)
Cellular component (GO): cytoskeleton
Source: RefSeq, a predicted model, not a curated record
GAGAAAUCUGUGAUUGGUGUUUUUUUGCUAACGUUAGCUGUGUUUAAACUUUUCAGGGCGUAUGUUUUUAAAGUUUUACAGGACAAAGGGACGAAAAUCUUGAGGGCGUGUGCGAAGAUUCAACAUAUUCAAAAUGAGUCUAUCUGAGGAGCAGCAGGGUAGCAGGCCUCCCAGCAGAGGAGAAGUGGAGGUAGAAGAACAAGAGGUGUACAAGGGAAUGGAAGAAGUCACCCCUCUAGUGGCCCUUGCACCUGAUGCUUCUCUCCCACUAGAAGAGCAGCCCUCUGCCAAUGCUGAUGUCUCUGCUAGUCCUGCUUUCCAGUGCCUAGAUGAGAUGUUAUCAUUGGGCAAAAUCGGCGAGACCAAAGUGGCCAAACUGAAAUCCAACUACAGGCUACUCCACAAUACUCUGAAGAGUACCCAGGAUUCUGAGAUCCAACUUUUGGGAGAAGCAAAGAGGCGUCGUGCUGAGUUGAAGAGGCUGCAGGCCGAGAUGGAGAGAACAGAGGACCAGAGCACCUCUGAGGAGCCUGUAAGUGAGGUCAAUGAACUGAGGCAACAGCUCCUCCAGGCAUACAAUGAACUGAAAGCUGCUGAGGACAGAGAGUACAAGACACGGCACAGAAUGAAAUGUCUCUGGGAAGAGAAGCAGUAUCUGGAGAAAGAGAAAGAGAUUCAGCCGAAACCUGCUGAGCUGGAGAGCAGAACAAAGACCCUGCAGGACAAAUAUGAGGAUCUGAGGAAAGAGGUUGCCCAGAGACAACUGGAAGUCAGAAGACUGAUGGAAGAUGUGGAAACCCAUGAAAUGCAGCUCUUGAAAGAACAGAAAGAGCUGGAAGACAAGAAGAAGAUAAUAGAGCACAAAGAGGCUGAGAAAGCCCAUCUCAUCAGUAUACCUGACCAGAUUUUAAAGGAGUUCGAAAGGAAACGCUCUAAGACGGACGCUGCAAUGAAGAAGACGGAAGUACUAAAUACAGAGAUUUCAGAAAUGGAGCGGCAAGUGAAAGAAGUGGAGCAGCGUAACCACUCCCUCAGGUUGAAGAAGAAGGAGUUGAAUGAGGAGCUGGAGGGUCUCCAGGCCCAAGUAGAAGCCAGUCAGAGGGAAUUCAGACAGCUGCAAAAAAAGCAGGAGGUCAACAGGGAGGAGGAGGCUGAAUUCACAGGGAACAGAGGCAUUCUGGAAAUGAAGCUGCAAAACAUCAUGUGUGAGAGAAAGCACCUGUAUGAGAGCCAAUCUGUGCAGCUCAGGGAGAAAAAUAGGCAGAUGCAAGCCCUCAAGAGGAUGGAGCAUGCGUUGGCCACAGCCACUGAGCAGCUAGAACACACGCAAUCUAUCUACAAUGAGUUGCAGGCACAGUUAGAUGCUGUUCCCAAAAGAGAGGCCAGUACUCAACAGAGGAUGGAGCUUCAGAAAGAGGUGGAUGCUCUCAAAGUCAGCUUUGAAAAGCAGCUAUCAGUAACUGAGGAAGAGAGCCAGAAGAAGCAGCAGUAUGGGAUGAUUCAGGGGCUGCUUAGGGAGUCAAACUGCCUCAGAGAAGAACUCCAUAACCUCAGAUGUCUGACACAGAUCAAAGCUGAGGAGAGGGGCCAGAAGCACCGUGAACUGCUUAGAGCUGAGCAGCUGAACCAGCACUUCCAGCAGGAGCUGCGAGAAAAAGACCUGAUCAUCAUGGAUCACAACAAGCUGAAUACUAUGCUACAGCGCAGAGUAUCACAGUAUUGUAAGCUGUGCCACAUGAUUAUGGAAGAGAAGAAUAAGUACGUCAAGCUCAAGCAGAUGGCCUCGCAGACAAUCACAGAGCUGGAGGAGCAGGCUAAGGUGCAAGAAAAUGAAAUGGAAAUCCAACGUACAAUUGUCAUCAACAAGGACAGAUCACUCGCAAAGGCUCGUAUGAAGAUCUCCAAUAGCUCCAAAACGAGGGACAAACUGCAAAAUGACAUCUCCAAGGUUGCCUGGAAGCACUGUCAGAUCAAUCAGGAGUGUGAAGAUGACACACUGCAGUUGAUAAAACUAACACAAACGAUCAACCUCCAGGAGCAGGCACUUCUAGAAAUCAACAAGAAUCAUGAAACGGCCAUACAGCGCCGCAACUUUCUUGGCAUUCAGCUCCUGGAGCAUGAGGAGGUGUUGUUCAACUACUAUGAAAAGGUGAACAUCCAGGAGGCAGCCAUUACUAAGGGCAACAUGGCGAUGGAGACCCUGGAGAAGGAGAUUAGAGACUUACAGUUGGCGAUUAAUGAGGAGAAGAGACAGAUAGACCUGAAGAAGAAGGACGUACCCCUCAGGAAAAAGCUGGAGGGCGAGAUCGCCAUACUGGUGAUAGAGUUGUCAGAAGCCAGGGACAGGACCCUUGAAGGUCUGAAUCGAACACUUGAUUACAAAGAGCUAAAAGGCGAAGACCCCUCAACUGUAGAACUGGUCAAGAAGGUUGAGCAGCUGGAGGCAAAUCUAGCAGAGAGUGAGAGGCAGGUGCUGGAAAAAGAACUCCUUGUGGACCAGGUGACCCGGCUCUCGAAGCCACUCAGCGAGCAGGCUGAGAACUGCCAACAAGACAGACUCUCACUGGCCAAGAAGUUAAACGAGCUCCGAACUCACAUCAUCGACACCAACCACCAGAUGAUGGCCGUUUCUGCAGAGCUUUCCGUGAAGCAAGCCGUCACUUUGUCUCUCCAACAAGAGAUCAGAGAGAAAGAGCUCCAGAUGGACAGGUGCCAGGAGCAGCUGGAGCAGGGCCUGCCACCAUGCCCUGAGAUAGAGGAGGAGUGGAGGAGGAUGCUCCGAGACAGGAAGAGGAGGCAGAGGGACAAAGAGGAGAGAGAGAGGCUGGCUGAAGAAGAGGAGUGGAAUCAGUUGCCUAAUGGAGAGUACACCACAGCUGAAACCCGUCCCAACGCAUACAUCCCCCUGACCGGCCCGCUCCCUCUGCCAAAACCCUACGGAGCUCAGGCCCCCUUCAAACCAUCCCAACCAGGAGCCAACAUGAGACACAUCCGCAAACCAACACUCAAACCCUUAGAGAUAUAGAAAACAACAUUCAUAAACAUGGGGGUGUUGCUUUGGGCUUAUUUUUUAAUCCCCACCGUUCACAUCAGUAUCCUUCAGAAGCAUAAAAUGUAAAAGCCAAUGACGAUUUUUUUUCAUAUAUUUUCCAGUGCAUCUCAUCUCAUUUGGCACAUUUCUAUCAUACUUGAUGUAUCUGCUCUCCACACACCGCUCUGUGCCGCUCCUUCCUCCUCCUCCCUGCUCCUUGUGUAUGUUUGUGUACUCACUGUCCAGCAUACCACUGCUGUUUUGUCAUGUGAGUGCUUACUUGUGGACUGCAUCUGGUUGUAAUUUUGUUUCCUUUUUUAAAAAAAGAAUUACUGGCAAGAGCUUGUUUACACUCUAGCUUGCAGUAACACUACUUACUGUAAGAGAGUGGAAGAGAAGACAGAGGACUUAGUGGAGAUAAAACUUGUGUUGUAUUGUUACAUCGUAUCUACUAAUGAAGUUUUGUAUUUAUUUCUGUAAUUAGCAACACAUCAUUAUCGUCUCACUACCUUUCUCUUAAAAAUUUCUCAGGGACACUGGAAUAUUUCGACAUAUUCUUCAGCCGUUUCAUCCCCCGCACUUGUAAUCUUGCAGCCGAUGCAUAAAUUGCAAUGGGUUUAAGCUCUAAGCUAGGCUAAGAGUGGCUGCUUAAUGCCUGAAAUGAUAAAUGUAAAUAUAGAGAGGCAGAUCAGGCAAUGAAAGAACAUAGAGAAUGACAAGAGAGAGGAGAAUUUCAAUGAAGAGGAAUGAGAGACGGCCGUUGCAAAAGGUGGCAGAGGACAAUCGUAGGGAAAAAAUGGAUAAAAGCAGAGCUCUAAAUGGGACGGAGAGUCAAAGUCACUUGCCUUUUGAAGUAUCUAAAAACUUACUGGAAGUACCUGCUGAUCUUAGCUUGAGUAGUUAUGGUGCUAGUGAGCAUGUUUUGCAGCUUGUAAGCACAUGUGUUUGUUAACUGCGUUCAUGUGGGGACCAUUACUGUGGUCAUUCAUGAUUCCCAACUAUUUCUGUACUUCUGUAGUCGCUCAGCCAAUUUGAAAAUCAAUAUAAAUCAUAAUUUGAUCAAAAAGUAUAUGUACACACUGUUUUUGAGUUUAGUAAAAAAACAACAUCCAAAUAGAAUUACAAAUGGCUGAGACUGAUCUAAAGUAAAUAUAUUAUUAGUCAUAAUAAUACCUUGUAAUAAUACAAGGCUGAUAGCACAUGAGACGCCGCCCACCCACAUCAGUCGGUUCUUUAGUUGCCAAUGAGAGUGCAUGAAAAAGUGGUUAGCAAGUCAAAAUAGUUGUAGAGGGUAAACUUGAAAUAAUUAUCUAAAAGUAUUGGCUAAAUCAUUUAAAUAAUUACAUAAAAUGAAUACAUAAAUAGUUGAAAUAUUGUAAUUAGCUAAAGUAAUGGAUCACCUGUUGAAAUAGUUAGCUAAAAGUAAAGGAUUAACUUGAAAUAAUUAGCUGUGGCGAUGAGUUGAGCUCAUCUGAUAAGGAUGUGGGGCUGAGUCUGACAAAAAACUUUGUGUCGGCCUACUCUGUGUGAGUAAACUUCCUAAAAGUUUCAAGAAGGCAGCAGGUUGAGUUUAUCCAAUUUUGAGGCAGCCCUGUCCACCUAACAAUGAGGUGUGUGUGUGAUCAUCCACUGCAAGCUGUCAGAUAAACUUGCCCCCUAACUGUUGUUGUGCUUAUUUGGCCUGCUACAUAACACUGACUGCAUAGCAGAGUGCGGAGGAGGCAAUUGAGUGGGAAAUGAGGGAUUCAUUCACAUUUAAAAGGAAGUUCCCCAGAAGAAUAAUGAUAUGAGACAACUGUACCAAGGUGAUAAAGCUCAUGGUAAAAAAAAAAGUGUAUAAUUUGGCACUAAUGUAGGUAUUGAAAAACAAGCAUGUCUGAAAGCAUGAUGGGCGUUUAUUAGUAAGUGACUCAGCGCAUAUGAUGAGCGAUGCUGAGAUUAUCUGCAGACUUUAGGGGAACUCAGCUGAGUUUGUCCAAAACACACAAUUUUGUGAAGAAUCUGAGAGCUCACUUACUGUUCUGCAGAGCUGUUCAAGCUACAAACUAUUUGACUGCAUGCUGAGAUCAUUUCCUAAUUUACCUCAAGGCUCCACAGUGCAACUGGCUCUAAAUAUUCUUGGGUUCAAAGGAGAUUCAUUGGAAACAAAGUUAGCCAAGGCCUAACUGUUGCCACGGAACUUAUCGGUACACCAUGCUCUUCAAAAGUAUGGCAGAGAGAGAAAUACAGAAAACAUGGGGCAGGGGGAAUCUCUUUAUUUACAUUUCAUCUUACAAAACUUUUUUGUGUAACCAUAAGAAACAUGAGUGCUUAAGAAAUCCCUUUUUUAUUCAGAGGAAUGUUUUGUCAUUUCUCAAUUCAAAGCACAAACACGGAGGUGUAAAUAAUCUCUGGCAUUGAGUCUCGUGGGCUGCUAACAUUCAGACAGUGUGAAAAGGAUUAUGAACACAUGCCACCCACACACACACACACACACACACUCACCACCACUACCAAAGAAUUUCUCCACUUACAGUAAGAGCUUAGUCAUGAUUGAGGGCACACGUUAUGGCACGUUAUUCAAACUAGAUGUUUGUGUGUGUGUGCAGGCAGGGUGAGUAAUGUCAGUUUUUAAUUUUUUUAUUAUUUUAAUUUGUAUUGCCCUAUUAACCCUGUACUGUCUUCUUUGAUUUUAUGGUUUGUAAAGCAUUUUGGAGAUUGAUUUUUACAAUAGGCUAUAUGAAUAAAGGCACUAUAAAAUGAG